Molecule: messenger RNA, 3487 nt
Organism: Rattus rattus (black rat)
Lineage: Eukaryota; Metazoa; Chordata; Mammalia; Rodentia; Muridae
Gene: Golm1
Product: golgi membrane protein 1
Exons: 10
Coding region: 128-1357 (409 amino acids)
Cellular component (GO): Golgi apparatus
Source: RefSeq, a predicted model, not a curated record
CUGCGGCUCCGCCGGAAGUGCCCGCCCGCCCGCUCGCUUGCUCGCCCGGGGCGUCCUCGGCGGAGACCGCGCGGCUGAGCGGACCGAGCGCCUCGCUGCCCUGCAGGUUCUCAGCCCUGGUUCCAAGAUGAUGGGAUUGGGAAAUGGGCGUCGGAGCAUGAAGUCUCCACCCCUUAUCCUGGCUGCCCUGGUGGCCUGUGUCAUCGUCCUCGGCUUCAACUACUGGAUUGCCAGCUCCAGAAGCGUGGAACUCCAGACACGCAUCGUAGAGCUGGAAGGCCGGGUCCGCAGGGCGGCCGCAGAGCGAGGUGCCGUAGAGCUGAAGAAGAACGAGUUUCAGGGUGAACUGCAGAAGCAGCGAGAGCAACUUGACAGGAUCCAGUCCAGCCACAGCUUCCAGCUGGAGAAUGUCAACAAGUUACACCAGGACGAGAAGGCGGUUUUAGUGAAUAAUAUCACCACAGGCGAGAAGCUCAUUAGAGACCUUCAAGACCAGUUGAAGGCACUGCAGAAGAGUUAUGGCAGGCUGCAGCAGGACAUCUUCCAGUUCCAGAAGAACCAGACCAGCCUGGAGAAGAAGUUCUCCUAUGACCUGAGCCAGUGUAUCAGCCAGAUGAAGGAGGUGAAGGAACAGUGUGAAGAACGGAUAGAAGAGGUUGUCAGAAAGCGAAAUGAGGCAUUAGUUUCCAGAGAUGCGGCUGAAAGAGAUGACCAACGACAGCAGGCCCUCAAGCCUCAGCCCAAGCUGCAGGAAACAGUCCUGCCAAAGGAGCAGACGCCACAAGAGGAAGGGGAUGUACCCAGAAACAAGUCCCAAGUACCAGCCCCCAGUUCAGAGGUGUGGGGCUUGAAGCCACACGUGCAGAAGGAGGAAACCAAUGAGAUUCAGGUUGCCAGUGAGGUGCAUGGUCUGCGACCGAUGAAAGCCUCCGUCCAAGAGCAGGCGGCAGUGGAUGGCACACGUGUGGGAGCCGAGAAACUUGAUCAGAACAUACAGGUGCCAGGGGCCCAGUUAGCCAGGCCUGUGGAGGAUUCUCAGUUCCCUGAGCGGGACCAGCUUGUCAUCCGUGGUGGACAGGAGCCACAGCGUGACCAGCUUGUCCGUGGCGGACAGGAGCCGCAGCGUGCUGCAGAGGAAGGGGGAGACCAGCAGAAUCUAGGCGAUGACUACAACCUGAAUGAGAAUGAAGCAGAGCCCGAGCGGGAGAAGCAGGCGGCCCUGGCAGGGGAUGACAGGAAUCUAAGUGUUCUUAAUGCUGAAGCUCAGAAGAGAGGCAUAAUAGAUUUACCUGAUGGGGGUGAAAAGCGGAGUCACAUUCUAAAUGAAGUAGGAGUUCAUGCUCCUCAGCAAGCCUGAAGAGAGGUCUAUGGAGAUUCACCAGUAACACAACUGUGAAACGUACCAAGUAAAACGGACAUCGACCAAUCACUGCUGUGGGGUUUAAUCAGUACAUUUUAGCAAAGAAAAAUAAUGGCACCAUCUCAGUCAGUUUGGGAGUACUUUCAAAGUGUCUACAGAAGGUGUCAAAGUUGGUCAAGCUUUCUUGAUUAACGGGUAUUUCUUGAGCCAGGUCAACACCAAAAAGAGAAAUGAUGUUGUCCUAUGUAGGUGGCAGUGUAGACAGUAGGCUGAGUGCAGUGCUCGUCCGUUUCUGUCCAUGGUACUGAGCAGCUCAACACUGCUGCACACAGACUCCCCCAUCAAUGGCCUGGAGAGCUCACUGUCAACACAGACGCCACAGUCAGUGUUCACAGGCCCUAAGCACAAAGCUGUUCUGUGCAAAAAAAAAAAAAAAAAAAAAUAAAUCCAGUAAUUAGAAGGUGACUACUACUCCUGGUUCACUUCAGGAUUCAGAAGGCUGAGGCAGGAAGGCUGCUGCAAGUUCUGAGCCAGCUUAGAGCUAUACAUUGAGUCCACUUCCACGCUUGAUGAGCAAGAAAGUCCCUGUCUCAAAUGUCAGUGAGAGUUGUUGUUUAAAACGACUGGUUAAAAUAAGCUUCAUUAUUCUUCUGACGUACAGAACACUAUUAAGUUACUCCAGUGUGAGCACCUGUGGUCUGUUUUUGUUUGACUGGGCAAAGAGUUUCUAGUAAGUCAUUCAUCUCACUAAGGGCAGCGCCUUCAUUAGGCUGCUUGCGCAGUCAGAGCAGAGGCCCAGACACCUAUGUCUACACAGGUGUCCAAGAAGAAGGGCUGACUGCUGAAGGACGCCCAGAUUUCAAGCUGGACACCUACAAAAGCAAGAGCAACACGGGCGCUGUUCCCCCUAUAGUUUAUACAGCGUUUGAAAGCCACACAAGGUUAGUGUUAGGUUUGAAAGGCUUGUAGUUCAUUGAUGGUGGGCCAGUGCACAGGGCUGGGCUGACCCAGAAGUCUGGUUAGACUAGGGCCUGCCAGGGUGGCCUUUAGGCGCUGUCCUAUCCCCACUAUGCCUCUCUUUACAAGCACACACUUAAACCCCCGUGGCAGGCGUGGGUUGGGUUGUGUCUUAUUGCAAAGCCAAGCAGAUCUAGUGUCCAUUCCACCCAGACCUCAUGUAUAACCCCAUGUUCAGAUGGGUACUGUCCAAUGCCACACAUCAUUUUUCUUCCUUACACUUACUAACGUGCCAGAGCCUCAGACAUAGUGUUCGUACCAUACACCUUUCCCACUCCUAGGUCCAAGCUCAAGAUUUUGUGCUUUCUAGUGCUUGUUUUCUGCCUUAAUUUCACUCUUGUUUAAAGUGUAGAUACUGCUAAGCUGUGCUGAUUUCCUUUUUAACAAGUCAAAUAGGUAAGGACCACACUCUGCCUUCUGGGUUCUAAAACUCCAGUCUGCCUAACAGCCAUGCUUGACAGCUGAGCAGACCACCCUGGUGCUGGCCAGGAGUAAGCAACGCCUGCCUUCACUCGCAUCUUCAACGAGCAGAGUCCGGCAUGCUUCAUGCUUCAGAGUAUUUCUGGGGAGUGGAAGCUGUCAGGGGGCUGGGCAAGGCAUAGCUCCGUGAGAGCUUCUGCCUGUGUGUGAGGGAGGCCCCAGGCUGCGCCCUCACCACCAAACAGUGUCACACUAGAGUUAGGCCACUGAAACCUUAGGACCAUUCUUGCUGUAAGCCAAAUGAACUACCACUAGGCUUAGGCCAAACCACAAAGCCAGACUGAAUUUUAGGGUAGCUUACUCUGCUGGAAGCACUGCCCCUUUAAAAUAUAAAAAGGGAAACCCCACAGGCUGGUGGACCAAGAACAGAUCUCAAUGGGAACAAAGGGACACACCAUGGUCAAAUGAGACCCAAAGCCAGCGGCCUGCACACUCCUGCAUGCUGGCUGACACUAGUAGCGGACACUGCAGUGUGACGGGGUUUCUCAUCAACUGCACAAAUGACUACAGACCCUAACAACUGUGUCACAACAGUCACAAUCCUCACGCACUUUAGAGAUCCUCUUGCCUCAAAAUCAACUUGUAAUUUGACCAGAAUCUAAAUCUUUAAAUAAACCUCAUGUUUUGAAA